Messenger RNA from Toxoplasma gondii ME49, 1083 nucleotides. Its product is annotated as CAM kinase, SNF1/AMK1 family ToxPK1. Gene Ontology annotation, biological process: intracellular signal transduction; protein phosphorylation. The transcript is spliced from 9 exons. Gene Ontology annotation, cellular component: cytoplasm. The record is from RefSeq and is a predicted model, not a curated record. NCBI's taxonomy places the organism in Eukaryota, Apicomplexa, Conoidasida, Eucoccidiorida, Sarcocystidae. Gene Ontology annotation, molecular function: ATP binding; protein serine/threonine kinase activity. The coding region runs from base 1 to 1083 and encodes 360 amino acids.
AUGCUCGGGUACCCACAACUUGACAUCGGUGACCUCGAUGCUGUCAACCAUGGCUGGAAAACCAUUUUGGUCGCAGCAAACGGGGCAAACGGGUCGGACCCCGUACAGCUGAAAUUUUCCCCAGACACACCUUUCCAAACCUUUCUUGACUGGAGCGGGCCCAAGGUCAACGUCACGCCUGCGCGACGCGCAUUCACAGAGACCGGCGACGAAAUUCAGGACUUCGACCAGCUCCUCGAUGACGAUGUCGUGUAUAUCUCUAAAGGCGAGGAUUUUUGCAAGGGGGGGGCCGACAAGACAACGGAUGUAAUUGGAGGAUACGUCGUGAAAGAGCUGCUCGGAGAGGGUGGCUUCGGUAGAGUCAUGAAAGCUGUCCACCCUGAAACAGGAGAGAUCGUUGCAAUCAAGCUUAUAAACAAAAGAUCAUUCAACGAGAUCACCGAUGCUGACCGCGUUUUCGUCGAGAUCCAGGCACUGAGAGAUCUUUCUCACAAGCACGUGAUAAAGAUGAAGGACGUCGUUGACAACCCAAAGUACAUCUGCUUCAUCAUGGAGUACGCGACAAAUGGCGAACUGAGAAAUUAUGUGUCAAAAAAGACACGCCUGAAGGAAGAUGAAGCCAGGCAAUUUUUUGAACAGAUUAUCAAAGGUGUUCAUUACUGCCACUCUAAAAACAUCGUGCACCGGGAUCUGAAGCUUGAGAACAUUUUGCUGGACGAGGGCAACCAAUGCAAAAUCGCGGACUUUGGUCUGUCUCACUUCGUGGUCGACAGUCACGCGACUGUCACGGAAGGAGGGACUCAGGCGUACCUCGCUCCAGAAGUCUGGAAUGGACAGUCAAAGCACUCAAGUCCUUUUCAGCUGGAUGUCUGGGCACUUGGAGUGAUUCUGUUCGGCAUGACACAUGGGCGUCUCCCGUUCGAGAGGCCAGACCGGCACACGCUCGAAAAGCUGAGGACGCAAAAGCAGAUUCAUCGAAUCCGAGCAGAUCCCCCUCCCAAGAUGGCUGUCCCUCGUCUGAAGCAGUUCCGCCGGCAGGCACGACGAUCGACGACGCUGUGUAUGUCAAUCGUUCUGUUUUGA